AUGUCUUCGAAUGCGUAUAUCCCCAAUAUUUAUAUCAUCGGCCCUCAAUCCACAGGCAAGACAACACUCGUCAACAAGCUGAAGGCCGAUCUAGAGCACUGGCUCGCUGACACAUCAAUCGACAAGCCACAUAUCGUCUCCGAAGUCGCCAGAACUGUUCUCGCAAAAAAUAAAUACUCAGCUGAAGAUAUCCAAGCAUCAACGACCAGGUGCUUCGAACUCCAGCAGCUCAUCCUCGAAGCGCAAGCAGCAGCCGAGAAGGAAGCUCUCAAGACCUCGAGCUGGUUCAUCUCCGACCGUUCCGGGUUCGACCCAUUAGUCUACGCAAAGCGAUAUGCCGCCCCAGGUGCAGUUGAACAGCUUCAGGGGCUCGAUGGGUGGAAACAAGUCAAGGCGAGAAUGGAGAGGUCUCUGAUUGUGGUUUGUGAAGCCGGCACACCGUGGCUCAUGGAUGAUGGCGUGCGGCUGAUGCCUGGGAGCUAUGAUGAAUGGAUGCAAACUUUUUACAACUUUUGUGAGAUGCUGGAUGAGCUUGACAUGCAUUGGUUGCUUAAUCUCGACUACAUAGCCUUUGGCUGGCAUACCAUGAAGUCAUGCGACAACCAUGACUUUGGCUUUGGCUUUGGUAAGCCUGGCGAAUUCCGAUGGCCACAUCCUAACUUUGAAGGCUUCUUCUUUGUACUUCCGUUUAGAGCCGGAGUUUGGAAUGCUAGUGGCAAUCAGGAUAUCGCAGUCCGCUGUGGUUUGGAGGAGCGUUGCUAUGACCAAUUGGAGAAGGAUCAAGAGUUUGCGCGAUAUGCCGAGCCUUGGGGCUUGGGUGUUUGA
Fusarium proliferatum ET1 is the source of this 825-nucleotide messenger RNA. RefSeq lists its product as uncharacterized. The record is from RefSeq and is a predicted model, not a curated record. NCBI's taxonomy places the organism in Eukaryota, Fungi, Ascomycota, Sordariomycetes, Hypocreales, Nectriaceae. The transcript is spliced from 2 exons. Bases 1 to 825 code for a protein of 274 amino acids.